AUGGCAGCAGUAGCAACGACCUCUCAGUGGCCAGCUCGGCCGGCUGGUCUGACACCACGGUUUCAAGUGGAUAGCUCCAGGCCCAUUAAAAGUCUUGGUUUCAGGGAUACAAAAGUGGAUUGCAAUCCUGGAGAGAGUGGCAGCAGCACUGUUGGUGGAGUAGGGACUAGGGGCAAUCCCAAAGGAAGAGUUGGGUCCGUAGGACAAGGUGAAAAUCAUGGUGGUUAUAAGGGUGUUGGAGGUGGUGGAUCCGGGGGAGGAGUAUACGGUGGUGUGCCCAGUACUGGUGGUGCAGAAGGUGGUGAAAAAGGAGGAAAAGGUGGCAAUUAUGGUGGUCAAGAAGGUGGCGAAAGUGGUAGUGGUACUGGUAGGUUAGGUGGGACAUCUGGUCAGGUACCUAGUUUUGGUGGUAAUGGGGAAAACAGGAACUGUACUGAUGGAGGUGGGGGUGGGGGAAAGAGGAGUGGGGAUGUUCCCGUUGGUGAUCAAGGCAGUGGAGGUGGAGGAAACAAUGACGGAUCCUCUGGAGUUGGUGGCAGUGAUGAUAGUGAUGAUAACGGAAAUGAGAGUAGUGGUGGAGGGGAAGAAGCUGGUGGGGUUGGGAUGGGAGGGAAUUCUGGAGGUGGCGGCGGCGGUGGUGGGGGAGGAGGAGGGUUGGGUGGGUUUGGUGGAGGAUUUGGAGCUGGAGGUGGCGGAGGAUAUGGUGGAAGUGGCGGUGGAGGUGGAGGUGGAGGUGGGGGAGGCGGUGGUUUUGGUGGUGGUUUUGGAUUUGGGGGUGGCUUUGGCAGUGGAGGUGGUCAUGGGCGCUGA
Vitis vinifera (wine grape) is the source of this 810-nucleotide messenger RNA. RefSeq names its product glycine-rich cell wall structural protein 1-like. The coding region runs from base 1 to 810 and encodes 269 amino acids. Lineage: Eukaryota; Viridiplantae; Streptophyta; Magnoliopsida; Vitales; Vitaceae. The transcript is spliced from 2 exons. The record is from RefSeq and is a predicted model, not a curated record.